Metarhizium robertsii ARSEF 23 is the source of this 1596-nucleotide messenger RNA. Its product is annotated as Lipase. NCBI's taxonomy places the organism in Eukaryota, Fungi, Ascomycota, Sordariomycetes, Hypocreales, Clavicipitaceae. Bases 1 to 1596 code for a protein of 531 amino acids. The record is from RefSeq and is a predicted model, not a curated record. The transcript is spliced from 4 exons.
AUGGCCCAAAUUCUCAAUGACCCAGAUGGGCUUGUUAAUUUGCGGAACCUCGCCCAAGUGGUAGAGAGAACUGCACCCUCCCCCCCCGAUAAGUCAAUUCCGAUUGUGUUCGUUCCUGGAUUCUCUGGUUGGGGCGCGCCAUUAUUGGGCGCGAUCAACUACUUCGGCGGUGUAAUUGACAUGCCGAACCUUUUACUCGAUGAGGGGUAUACAGUCAUUGUCGCUCCAGUUGCUCCAAUCUCCACAAACUGGGAACGGGCUUGUGAGCUAUACAGGCAGCUCACUUUCGGAAGAUUUAGCACCGUCAACCCAAAUACACGUGUUAUUAACGAGGUCUACGACGUGGACAUUGAUUACGGCACUUAUUUUCCUGCGGGUCCUCACGCCCCAGACGACACUACACGCACUGGGCAAACCAAGACGACUGACAGAAGACGGGCAAUCCUGUUUUCAAACUCACCCAACUUUCGCAGAUGGAAGUGGGACCGGGAGCACAAGGUCCAUUUUGUUUGCCACUCUCAAGGUGGAAAUACGGUGCGCUACCUCAUUGGUCUGAUGGCCAAUGGCGCCGGGGCUUUGCAUUCCGAAUACUUUAGCCAGGCAGGGAGAGACGACUGGACCGUAUCCGUCACAACCAUAGGGACACCUCACAGAGGAACGACUCUCAUAAAUGCCCUCCAAGGUUUUCUUUCCCGAUCAAGACUUCGGGCGGUCGGCCUAGUCGCAAGAUUCUUCGCUACCGCAUCCUUCUAUCCUCCAGGGAGGAGGGCUUAUGAUCUUCAGCUUGACCACUGGGGAAUCCGCAGAAAUGCAGGAGAAACGUUCCAGCAGAUGCUCGUCCGUAUGGAAGCCGACAACGGCCCGGUGUGGAAAUGGCUAAAUUCCGACAACAACGGUCUUUACGACAACAGCAUCGAAGGCGUUCACGAUCUCUCCCAGAGGGUACCAAACACGUCAGAAAAUAUCUUCUACUUCAGCCUAUCCUUCCAUGCAACAGAACCUUUCCCCGAGGCUUGGCCUCCUUGGGGUAGGGACGCAAUUGACUCCUUUCCCACCAGCAUAGAGAAUUUUGUGCGGCGCGUGAUAGGACCCAUCCCAAUCCUCGGGUGGUUAAUGGAAAUAAUAAUCAACGCAUUCACUGACAUUGGAUGGGUAAUACUCAUUGUCAUGACCAAUUUUCGCUCUUUCGUGGAGUGGGUUACUGAAGCAGUCAUGACCAGGCUUCUCCGGGAACUAGGCUACGAUCUUGUGCUUCCGAAGCCAGGAAGAUACAUUCCGCGGAACGACGUCAUGCCCAUAUUGGUACUGAGCGUCUACGCAAUGGGAAGCCAGGAGCUAUCACAGCAGCAAAGGAACAUCCUGGGGCCUAAUCUGGAAGACUGGUACCAAAAUGACGGCGUGGUUAACACCGCAUCCAUGAGCGGUCCAGAAAACGCUGUUUCAGCCAUCAGCUCCCUACCGGAUUUCAACUUUAAUACCGACGGAAAGCGAGGAACAUACUGGCACUUCGGCGUCAAUAAUCGAAUGGACCAUGCGGAUGAGAUUGGGGUUUUCAUCGAGCAAGACACGGUGAGUGUCCGGAAUUCCUGCUACUAG